GUAACGUUGUAUGAUCCCUGCGGAUAUCAUCAACGCCCCCCCCCGCGCGCGAGCACGUCAUCGGCUUAUGUAUGAAUCCGGAUAUCGUACAAUCUGCGGCGCCCAUCGCGCAAUGGUGCAACCGGAGAAGAAGAUAUCGUCAAUCUUCUAUGGCACGAGCACCGCGGCAAAGAUGGCUAUAGUUAAGUAGCGUGCAGCCUCAGCUAUUUUUUUCGAAGAUGAAGAGAUGAGGACGUGUACCACCGUCUACCAACGAUACCCUAUUCGUCUCCUCAACUCAAGCGUGUGUGUAUAGAACAGUGCGCGCGAAAUGAUGGAUGCCGACAACCCGGGACCUGGGAAUACUAACGUUGUUCGGAGAUCGGCGUGGUGGAAGUUACAAUGGUAUUCGGACGACGACACGCCCGAGGAGCGUCGGUUCAUUAUCAAGCUCGACUUGAUCGUCGUGCCCUAUGCGCUGCUCGCCUACUGGGUGAAGUACAUCGACCAAGCCAACCUGAAUAACGCUUAUGUCUCUGGGAUGAAGGAGGACCUCGGGUUCUACGGCAAUGAGCUCGUCAGAUUGCAGACGAUGUAUAUCGUGGGCGCCGUGCUCGGGCAAAUCCCGUUUCUGUUCUUGUUCACGUAUAUUCCGAUGUACUGGCUUAUCCCGUCGCUGGACGUCCUCUGGGGGAUCUUCACGCUGCUUCAAUACCGCGGGAAUUCCUUUGCGGAAAUGGCAGCGUACAGAUUUUUCGUCGGUUGGUUCGAGGCAGCUUUCUUCCCAGCCAUGCACUACGUAUUUGGAAGCUGGUACCGCGGCCACGAGAUCGCCCGUCGCGGCGGCGUCUUCUACUUAGGCGUCGGUCUCGGUACCCUGACGGCGGGGCUGAUCACGUCCGCCACGACAAGCGCUCUGGAAGGAGUCAACGGCCUAGCUGGCUGGAGGUGGAUGUACAUCAUCUGCGCCGUGAUCACCAUCCCAGUUGGCAUCCUCGGAUACUUUCUGCUGCCCGGUAGCUUACAGAAACCGAAUCCCUGGAUCCUGACGGAAAGCGAUCUCGAAAUCAGCCGGAAGCGACUAGCGAGAGGUGGCCACGCUUUCCAGGGGAAGUUCCAGGUCGGCACGAUCAAGAAGAUUCUCGUGAGCACACGGUUCUGGGUGGUAGUGCUAGUCGACGUGCUGUUCUGGAACGCCGGUGUCUAUCUAAACACAGGCACCUUCUUGCUCUGGAUCAAGAGCCUAAACCGGUACACGACGCCGCAGGUGAACCAGUUCGGGACGAUCCAAGCUGCGCUAGCCAUACCCUACACGCUGUUCACGUGUUUCGCCUCGGACCUGUUCAUGGGUCCGGCGUGGGCCAUCACGUUCGCCAGCACGUGGAACGCGGUGGCACUUCUCAUCCUGACGAUCUGGCAUGGCGUGCCCGAAGGAGCGAUUUGGUUCGCGUUCUCGUCGGGGUACUGGGCGAUCUCGUUGUCGAGCGUAUUCCACGGAUGGGUAAACAACCUGCUGAGAGACUCGCCAGAAGAGCGGGGAUUCACGUUGGUCAUGAUCAACAUCCUCGCGCAGUCUUCGACGGCUUGGACACAGAUCCUCACGUUUCCGACGCUGGACCAACCGCGGUAUCCGAAGGGAUUCCCGUUCUGUCUCGGCUGCGCCGUGAUGCUCAUCGUAGCGACGUGGAUUUUGCAUUGGCACACCAAGCAGCAGGGGUAAGCCACACAGACUUCACUAUCGACGAUACGCAGGGUAGGGCGAGGGCGGAGUGGGCAUGCUUGCUGACAGAAGGGCAGGAAACACACAACCGACCAUGCAUCGACGUCGUCUUCAAUCGUCGGGCACGACUCCGAAAAUGGCGAGGCCGGAUCCGCGGUGGCGGUCGAGGCGGGCAAACAGAAGAAUACUACUUAGGCGGGAGGACUCGACUGCCUGCGUGCCGA
Messenger RNA from Durotheca rogersii, 1923 nucleotides. Its product is annotated as vitamin H transporter. Bases 311 to 1699 code for a protein of 462 amino acids. The transcript is spliced from 3 exons. Gene Ontology annotation, molecular function: transmembrane transporter activity. Gene Ontology annotation, biological process: transmembrane transport. NCBI's taxonomy places the organism in Eukaryota, Fungi, Ascomycota, Sordariomycetes, Xylariales, Xylariaceae. The record is from RefSeq and is a predicted model, not a curated record. Gene Ontology annotation, cellular component: membrane.